AGCCAACAUCCGGAAACACAAAUAUUGGUGUUCGACGAAGGCACAUCCGAUCAGAUGAGCAAUGUAGUGUACAUCCCACAACUUGAACAACUAACGCCAGACCAGUCCCCCGUCUCCGUCAGCCUCAGCCCCAGUCCUCCCAGCCCUGCCCGUCUGGGCCCUCCGCCCCAGCCCGCCCAGCCCAGCCUGUGUUGUCAGCCCGGCUCCAGCCCAGCCCCAGCCUGUCUGUGCCCCACCAGCCCCGGCCUCAGCCCUGGGCCCCAGCCCUCAGCCCCUGGGGCCAUGGCUCAGCCUGCUCCGUGCCCGCAGUCCUGCCCAGCCCCCAGCCGUGCCUCAGCCUGCAGCCCCAGCCCCAGCUCAGCCUGGCCUCAGCCUGGGCCCCAGCCCUGGCAGCUCCAGCCUGGCUCAGCCUGCCCUGUCAGCCUGCCCAGCCUGGGCCCCAGCCUCCCACCAGCCUGGGCUCAGCCUCAGCCUCAGCCUCAGCUCACCCUGGGCCCCGCUCAGCCUGCCCGCCUGUGCCUGGGCCUCAGCCUGGGCCUGCCAGCCCCGCUCAGCCUGGGUCAUGCCCGGCUCAGCCUGCCUCAGCCUCCGCUCAGCCUGCUCAGCCUCGCAGCCUGCGCUCACCAAAGCUCACCCCAGCCUGCCCCCAGCCUGGGCCUGCCCGCCCCACCAGCCUGGCCUCCGUGCCUGCCCGCUCAGCUCACCAGCCUGCCUAGCCUCCGCCCAAAAUGCCUGCCUGCCCCAGCCUCAGCCAGUGCCCUCGCUCACAGCCUGGCCCGUCAGCCCAGCCCCACCAGCCCUGGGCUCAGCCUGAUCUCGCCCCCAGCCCAGCCCGCUCCCAGCCCCUGGGCUCAGCCCCAGCCCCAGCCCCGCCUGGCUCAGCCCCAGCCCAGCCCAGCCCCGUCUCCGCGCCUCCGCCUGUGCCUGGCCCAGCCUGUCUGGCCCGUGCCCGCCCCAGCCUGCUCCAGCCCCCAGCCCACCAGCCCACCUGGCUCCGGCUGGCCCAGCCUGGCUCCCAGCUCACGCCCGCCUGCUCAGCCCCUGGGCUCGCGCCUCAGCCUGCCAGGCCUCCAGCCUGCCCGCCUGCCCAGCCCCACUGCCUCCGCCUGCCUGGCCAGCCCUGCUCAGCCUCCGUCUCAGCCUGUCUGCCCAGGCCCCAGGCUCAGGCUCAGCCUCCAGCCUGCGCCCGCCCUGCCUCCCUGCCUCCGGCUCAGCCUGGCCUUCAGCUCCGCCCAGCCUGCUCCGCCCAGCCUGGGCUCGGGUCUCCGCCUGGCCUCAGCCCGGGUUCCCAGCCUGCCCUCAGCUCAGGUCUGCCUGCCUCAGGCCUCAGCCCAGCCCGCCUGCCUGGGCUCAGCCUGCCUGUGCCUCCGUCUCAGCCUCCGCCUGCCCUGCCACAGCCUGGGCCUCAGUGCCAGCCGUCAGCCUGGGUCCCAGCCCGCCUCAGCCUGGCUCAGCCCAGCCUGCCCGCGCUCAGCCCGCCUCAGCCUGGGGUGCCCCAAAUGCCUGGCCCAGCCCAGCCCCAGCCCCGUCUGUGCCUCAGUCCCAGCCCUGGCCCCAGCCCAGCCCGGGCCCAGCCCCAGCCCCCAGCCCUCCGCCUGGCCUCAGCCUGGGCCCCAGCCUGGCCUCCAGCCCGCUGCCAUGUGCCCGUCAGCCUCCGCCCGCCCCAGUCUGCCCUGCGCCCAGCCCAUCCUCAGCCCCGCCCCAGCCUGGGCCCAGCCUGGGCUCCAGCUGCCUCCAGCGCCCAGCCUGGCCCAGCCUGGGCUCAGCCUCCGGGCUCAGCUCAGCCUCAAAGCCCCGGCCUCAGCCUCCGCCUCAGCCUCCGGCCUCAGCCCAGCCUGGCCCCUCCUCAGCCCCCGCCUCAGCCUGCCUCAGCCUGCCUCCCACCAGCCUGCCCUGGCCUCAGCCUCAGCCUCAGCCCGCCUCAGCCCCGCCCAGCCAGCCACCAGCCUGGCUCCCCAGCCUGGCUCAGCCUGCCUCAGCCUUGCCUGUGCCACUGUGCCCUGGGUCAGCCUGGCCUGUCUGCUCAGCCCCCAGCCGCUCAGCUGGGCUCAGCCCUGCUCAGCUCCAGCCCAGCCCCAGCCCUGCUCAGCUGGUGUCAAAGCCUGGGCUCCAGCCUCGUCUCAGCCUGCCCUGCUCAGCCUGGGCCUCAGCCCGUCAGCUCGGGCUCAGCCUGGCUCCAGCUGGGUCCUUCAAAGCCCAGGCCUGCCUCGCCACAGCCUGCCUCAGCUGGGUCCGCUGCUCAGCCUCGGGCUCGUGCUCCCAGCUCAGCCUCCUGCCAGCUCCGGCUCAGCCUGCCGCUCAGCUCGCUCAGCCUGGCCUCAGCACUGGCUCAGCCCGCUCAGCUGCUCAGCCUGCCUCCGCUCCUGUCAGCCUGGCUUCUGUAGCCCGCUCAGCUUGCUCAGCCCGGCCUCAAAAGCCCGCCUGUCAGCCUUGCUCAAGCCUGGCUCAGUUUGCCUCAGCUUGUCAGCCUGCUCUGCCUCUGCUUGUGUUGUUUGUCACUAA
Armigeres subalbatus is the source of this 2502-nucleotide messenger RNA. RefSeq lists its product as uncharacterized. Lineage: Eukaryota; Metazoa; Arthropoda; Insecta; Diptera; Culicidae. The transcript is spliced from 2 exons. The annotation marks the transcript as partial. The record is from RefSeq and is a predicted model, not a curated record.